AUGGUGGCUAAGAAGUUAAAAAAAAACAUUGUCAAGGUGAGGUGUAGAAAUUGGGCAGGAAGUGGAAAAGUAUCUUAUCAAGAUAUCAUCAGCCUAGAAUCCCACUUUGACAAGGGAGAGUUGUUUCCAUUUAUAUCAUCAAGUGGGAAGUCGGGUGUGAUUGAUGAUCCUGAGUUCAAAAGAGAAGAUGAGAAGAAGGACGAAAGAGUUGAUAUGAUCAAAGCCAAUCAUGACUGGAGGGAAUUCGUUUGGGAAGUUGAGUCUCUGCCAACAAACAAUCUAUUUUCUGACGAAGAAGAAGACGAUGUUGAAGAUGAAGAUGUCACGGAGCCGCCUAUUGUUGUAGAGAAGUCGAUAGCUGCUGUCAAGAGCGCGAAGCGUAAGCGCCAUGAUCCUGGUGUGGAGUAUCGGAAGAGAGAACUCCUAUGUCAACGAGCAGCUGAACAUAAAAGUGGUGUCUCCGGUGAAAUGAAGACCUUCAUUCAGGGGUUGUUCACCUCUUUUAAGGACAUGGUGCAGAAGGAGAUGCAAGAGCGUUUUGAUAAGGUCGAUACUGAGGUGGCUAAUAUCAAAGAAACAAUGUCUCAGUUUAUGGCUCCUUCAGAUGCACUUGGGAAAACCACAGCAGCUGAGAUCUCGACACCUUCAGGACCAAUUGGAAAAGAUCAAGACAACUCUUCACAGAGUCCGGGUCCUUCAUCUACACUAAUGCAAGAUCAAGCUAAGUCAUCACAGACUCCACGUCCUUCAGCAGCAAAAGGAAGAGCCAAUGUGAGUGUGGAUCCAAUUGCGGUUCGUCGUAGUCCUCGGACAGUUAGAAAGGUAACAACAACAUGA
Molecule: messenger RNA, 837 nt
Organism: Eruca vesicaria subsp. sativa (arugula)
Lineage: Eukaryota; Viridiplantae; Streptophyta; Magnoliopsida; Brassicales; Brassicaceae
Source: the annotation of a GenBank genome assembly